Messenger RNA from Bufo bufo (common toad), 1404 nucleotides. Its product is annotated as extracellular superoxide dismutase [Cu-Zn]-like. Lineage: Eukaryota; Metazoa; Chordata; Amphibia; Anura; Bufonidae. The transcript has 2 exons. The record is from RefSeq and is a predicted model, not a curated record. Gene Ontology annotation, biological process: removal of superoxide radicals. Bases 99 to 788 code for a protein of 229 amino acids. Gene Ontology annotation, molecular function: copper ion binding; superoxide dismutase activity.
CACUGAACAUCCCAGACCUCAUAUACUUUGAGCACAGCCUCCAUCGCUCAGAAUCACUACACCCCGGCUCCAAACAACUGCCCAGGAAUCGAAUUGUCAUGGGCUCCAUGUUUUACCCCACCUUCAUCUUAUACAUAUAUGCCUUCUGCGGUGGGAGCACAGGGACACUGCCCACAGAAGAAUCACAAAUAUUGACAGUCAUGUUCCAAAAGGUGAAUGACAUAUGGAACACAUUCCUCGUUGGAAUUCCCAUCCAAAAUAAUCCAGACAACUAUACAUAUGGGGCAUGUACUCUGCAACCAAAUCCAAGUCUGAAUGCGAGUGAAGCCAAAAUCACAGGAUUGGUCAUGCUCAAGCAGACAUAUCCCAAUGGAAAGCUUGAAGCAUACUUCACUAUACAAGGAUUUCCCUUGAAUUCAAAUGGAUCUAACAGAGCAAUUCAUAUCCAUAGCUUUGGGGAUGUAAGCAAUGGCUGUGAGUCUACUGGUCCACAUUACAACCCCUUUUCCGUAAAUCAUCCUAUGCACCCAGGGGACUUUGGGAAUUUUGAAGUGCAAGAUGGGAAGAUCAAGAAACAUCUGACAAACCUUGAAGCUACAUUCUUUGGUCCAUAUUCUGUUUUUGGCAAAGCCAUUGUCGUUCACAAGAUGGCUGAUGACUUAGGCAAAGGCAAUAACCAGGCCAGUUUGGAAACUGGGAAUAGCGGCAUACGUGUUGCUUGUUGUGUGAUUGGUUCCAGUAACAAGGCCAGCUGGGAUAAGUUCACCACAUUUUAUGAAAACUUCUAAAAAUCUCAUCUUUAAUCGUGCAAAUGUCCAAAAUUGUAACUAUAAUUUUGGGGUUGAAGGCAAUCAUCUUGUGUAAUACUUUGCAGAUUUUAUUUCUAGCACUUGCAUUAGGCCUGGGAGUGUUCAUAAUAUAAUUUAAAGGGGUUUUCCGAGACCAGGAACUUCUUUUAAAAGUUACAGGCCGGGUGCAGGAGUUAAAAAAAAGAGACUCACCUGUCACCACACUCCGAUCCCAGUGCUGAGCUCCCUCCUUCUGUGCUCCUGGUCCCCAUUAGACCAGAAAAGUAAAGUGCAGUCUACAUGUGCAUCACUUCCAAUCAAUGGCCUCAGCGGGGGCAGCGAUCAAGUGCUGUGCUUGCACACGUUACCGAUGGUUGGCCAGCAGAAUUGAUGUGCAUAGACGGCAUAUCACACUUUCAGUUCAGCAGGGACUGGAACCAGAGGAGAAGGGAGCUGGACACUAGAAUUGGAGUGCCAGUAACAGGUGAAUCUUUUUUAUACCCCUGCACUCUGUCUGUGAACAUGAAAUGGGGUUCCUGGUCUCGGAGAACCCCAUUAAAUAUGGUUUUUAGUAAUUUCUGUUAAAUAAAACUUGGUAUGAUUCCAGUUAUACAUA